UAUGGAGAAAUGAUAAAAAUAAGAGUAAUAUAUGUAUAUGGCAAUAUAUCUAUCUUAAUCAAAGCCUUUUAUUUCGAUUAUAUUAUUUAUUAUAUAUAUAUAUAUAUAUAUAUUGUCGGACAUCCUGUAUAUAUAUAUACCAUCGUUUGAGUGAGCUUCCUUUAGCGGAAAAACUUAUUCACAUUCACAGUCACAGCCAUGACUUGCCCGCAGCUUAUUUCCGAUUACAGUACUCCAAAAAUUAGUUGGUAUCAAACAGAUCUUACAGUCAUCAUUCGCAUUCAUUUAAUUGAUGUAUCUAAUUAUUAUGUUCGAGUCGAGGAUGAUCAUUUGCUCUUUAGUACAGAAAUAAACAGUAAAAAAUACCAUCUCAUCCUGUAUUUGUUUGGAGCAGUAAUAUCGGAAAAGACGGUACACAAAAAUGUUGGAAGGGAAAUUAAAAUCUACCUUACAAAAGCACUCAAAUGGUAUCCAUGGUUAAGAUUGAUUAUUUCCAGAGAAAAGAAUCCAUUUAUAUCAUUCGACACAGAUCAUAUACAUGAUACAGAUAAUGUUAGAAAGAGAAAUAUUUUUAAAGCUAGGGAAAGUAUUGAAGAGUAUAAACGCCGAAAUUUCAUAGAACAUAUAAUGCCGGUCGUACCGUCUAGCGAUGAAGAAGACUCUGAUGAUGACCAGUUUGAUUUCUUCCGAUAUGCUUAAUAAGCAUUUUCAAUCUUUUUUCUUGUUGCAUUUGCGACGUAAAGAAAAAAAAAGGAUAAUUAGGUUUGAUAAUCAUUUUUUAUAAUGAAGUAUUUCAGCUUUUUAGUAUUAAUCAAAAUAUAUGUACAAUAUAUUUUAGAAGGCUUCUAAAUUCUUUAAUAAGUUUUGAAGAUUGUUUUAUCUGUGAAUUGGGAAUAAUUAUUUGUCAAUUUUCUCUCUCUUAUUCCCCUCCCUCUUUUGUCAAUUUUCAACACUUAAUUUUGUGAUAUAAUAAAAUCAUGUUUUGUACUGUUAAUUGAACUAUAUGUUGUUACAUAUAGUUUAAAAUAAAUAUAUAUAUUUUUUAUG
Formica exsecta is the source of this 1047-nucleotide messenger RNA. RefSeq lists its product as uncharacterized. Gene Ontology annotation, biological process: transposable element silencing; germ-line stem cell division. NCBI's taxonomy places the organism in Eukaryota, Metazoa, Arthropoda, Insecta, Hymenoptera, Formicidae. The coding region runs from base 199 to 699 and encodes 166 amino acids. The record is from RefSeq and is a predicted model, not a curated record. The transcript is spliced from 4 exons.